Molecule: messenger RNA, 5070 nt
Organism: Haliotis rufescens (red abalone)
Lineage: Eukaryota; Metazoa; Mollusca; Gastropoda; Lepetellida; Haliotidae
Product: PRADC1-like protein
Exons: 5
Coding region: 77-679 (200 amino acids)
Source: RefSeq, a predicted model, not a curated record
UCGCUAAGAACAGGUGGCCUGGAAACAGGGGACGUAACUCUUCCAGGCGGAAGUUGUCGUCAGCAAAUAUGACAGCAUGGAGAGGGCUUUUUUGUUGAGGCACAUCUUUCUGCUGUUGUUGAUUUUCUGGGCUUUGUUGUCGCUCUGUGAACUAGACUUGCAGUUUGCAACAUCACCAGAUGUCAACCUUGUACUCAACGAUGCCAUGUUCUUCGAAAUCAUCGACCCAGAGCAGUUAAGCUACACCUACAAACUGCGUCCAGCCAGAGACUUUGGAGGAGUUUUUGAACACACACUUAACAAAGUGGAGCUUAGAUUUGCUGACCCUCUUGAUGGAUGUGGAACUUUUACCAGUAGCAUGAGGGGAUCCAUUGCUUUUGUAUUACGAGGUGGAUGUUCCUUUUUAACUAAAACUUACAACGCAGAAAUGGCAAAUGCAUUUGGUGCUAUAAUCAGUGACAGUGAUGAGGAGAAUGACGAUAAGUUUGUCGACAUGAUUGAUGACAACACCAGCAGAAAAGUGAACAUUCCAGCCAUGUUCCUCAUGGGCAAAGACGGUGCCAUGAUUCGUCACACACUGCAACAGUUAAACAUGGAUAGUGCUCUUAUAAAUAUUCCAAUCAACGUGACUGGUAUACCCUUGGGGCGUGUCAACCAGCCACCAUGGACUCUGUGGUAGCAGUUUCGUCACACAGUGCCACACCUACUUCACACAGUGCCAUACCCACUUCACAUAGUGCCAUGCCCCCUUCACACACAUGGAAGUGGGGCUACAAUAAACCUCGACACCUGUAGUGCAUCUGUUUUUAUGUAUGUUUAGUUUUUACUGGAAAUUUGUUCAUUCUGGCUAAGUAGUGCUUCCAGCAUCAGAUGAAUUUACGAAAAAGGUGUAUGUGGAAUGUCAGCCAAAUAGGUUCAGUGUUAGGUUAGAGCUCAUCAAAUCAGUAAGCAGAGUUAGAAAUAGUUCAUCAAUUAACUGGACCCAAAGUUAGAAUUCACUUGCCAUGAUAAUAAUGCCCUGUCUCAGAAACCAAAUUUGAUCAUUAUGAUUAUUGUUACUAUUGUGUGAGUGUGAUUUUCUUCGUUUAUCUUGAAACUGAGAGCAACGUAAAGUAAUACCGUAACCACCAAGUAUAUUUCAUAUCAGAGGGGAAGUCUGAGUGUAGCAAUUACUUCGAUUAUCUGAUUGUGGAUUCAAAUUCUGGUUCAAACUGAUUAUGUUUCUAGGUUUAUCAGCACCAUACCCCAAUCUCAUUAAAAUCAGAUCUCAGUUCUCACUACCGCUAAAUAAAGAUCUGAGGACGUCCCAUUACGGGUCACAUCAGAAUGCCCUUUCAUCCAACCAGUCAGAGCAUCACUUACCAGAUCAGGAAAAUGACAGUGGGAAUGUGUUUUCUAAUCAUGCAACCUCUGAGAGGUUUACACAUUGGUAUUCGGAACGACAGUUUUGGCCCAGACGACUGAUUCCAUAAAAAUCAUCAUCUAUAUCUUGCUUCAAUGGGAUAAACAUUUGAAUGGGGGAGAAGUUGCAUAGCUCGUGGUGAGUACUGCCAUUCAAUCUGGACUAUACAUUCAACAUUCCAGAAUAUCCUUCUGUUCAGUUUUCAAAUUUUUAAUAAAAAACUUUGUCAGAAUAUUUUUCAAGUGUAGUCUGGAAUGGAAGUCACCAGUUUGAAACUAGUGCCGUAAAGCUGGAGAAAGCUGCUUUUUGAUUGGCUAAUGUCAACCCCUUGUAAGUCAUUUCAUUGGUCGGUCAGUGGUCGCAAAAGGUCUUUCUGACAUGAUAUGUAAUGGGAUAUCCUCAGAUUUUAGUUUGGCGGUAGUGAGAACUAAGAUUUGAUUUUAAUGAGAUUGCACCAUACCCUUGCUCUUGGGUUUCACCAAAGUGAUAAACGGCUAAGACCUACAGCACUUCAGGUUUUCCUCCCACAUUAAGCUGACACACCAUGAGUCCAUGAUAUAACUGCAAUAUCAUUCAAAGUCUCUGAAAUGAAUGUUUUUUGUUUGCUGUCUGAGAUGCUGUGCAGGAAUUCCUUUUCUUGGUGAACAGCCCUGGUUAUUGUCUUGCAAAGUGAUCUAAGUGCUAAGACAGUUGUAACACCAAUAACUAUUGCUUUGUAGAAAGUGGACCCUUACCCUACAAACCACGGGUUAUAGUCCUAUAAAGUGAUGUUAGCACUAGGACCAUCAUAACACCCAUUCUGUAACAAAAGCGUGACAGUGUAGCACUGUAACAAAGACUUACGACUGUAGCACUAGGACGAUUGUGACACCCUUCGUGUAACGGAGACUUGCGACUUUAGCACUAGGACAAUCGUAACACCCACACUGUCACAGAAACUUACGGCAUUGUAGCACUACGACAAUCAUGACACCCAUACUAAUAAAGACUCUAACACUAGAACAAUCGUGGCACCCAUACUGUAACAAAGACUUAUGACAGUGUAGCACUAGGACGAUCAUGACACCCACACUGUAACAAAGAAUUGUGACAGCAAAGCACUGGGAAAAUCAUGGCACCCACACUGUAACAAAGACUUGCGACAUUGUAGCACUAGGACGAUCGUAAGACCUUACUGCUACAGAGACUUACGACUGUAGCACUAGGAUAAUUGUGACACCUACACUUUAACAGUCAUUUUGACAGUGUAGCACUAGGAAGAUUGUGACACCCUUACUGAGACUUAUGACUGUAGCACUAGGACAAUCAUAACACCCACACUGUCACAAAAACUUAAGGCAUUGUAGCACUACGACAAUCAUGACACCCACACUAACAAAGACUGUAGCACUAGAACAAUCGUGGCACCCAUACUGUAACAAAGACUUAUGACAGUGUAGCACUAGGACGAUCGUGACACCCACACUGUAACAAAGACUUGCGACAGUGAACCACAAGGACCAUCAUAACAUCCACACUGAAACAAAGACUUAAGACAGUGUUGCCCUAAGAUCACUUUGUGGAACAUGGACCAGCACCUUUAUAUAAUACCGAGGGAGGAAUGAACAUGUCCCACUUGUAAAUAUUACAGUACUCAAAUGUUGGGCAAUGGUAAUUUUAAACCCUUGGAAUUACUUGGUUUUACUGAUGUUCUUUGAAUUGCAACUCAUGAAUUGUCUUGGUUGAUGCAUGUCAUCGAUCCAAAUUUCGUGGAUCGAUGCUCAUGUCAAUCACUAGAUUGUCUGGUCCAGACUCAAUUAUUUACAGACCGCCGUCAUAUAGCUGGAAUAUUGCUGAGUGGCGUUAAACAACAAACAAACAAAUGACAUGGUCCUGGACAAUUACUGUAUUUUCAUGUCAUAAGACCAUAUGAUUUAUUUAUCAGGUGUUGCCAUAUUUAUCCAAUUUAUGAGUUCCAGUGAGUUUUUAAUAAUGUUGAAAGAUACAUUUUACCAUUAAUGUGUUGACGAUGUACAGCCCCGAGGUGGGGUACCCAUUUCUGGACAUGUAAUUGGCCUGAUGUCUGUGUCUAACAAGGUAGUAAUAGAAAAAUAAUAGCACAGGGAUUAACAACUUUUGGGUAUUUGGUGAAGGUUGCAGCAUUUGUUUUGUCUUAACACAAAGGUAAUAUUCUUUCAUGCCAGGUUGUGACUGAUUGGUGUCCGAGGUGGCUGAGUCUGUUUCCAACAUCGACAGCCCUGUGCUGUCCUGUUCUGGGUCAGGCCUCCCACUGGUCUAAUUGUCUUGAGUUCACUGUGUAGAGUUGCUUCCCUUGCUGAUGUUAGGAUCUGCUGAUUGUUGGUACAAGAUUGUCUUUACCCUUGGUUUGUCAGCACCUGACUGUGCUUGUUCUUCUUGUCAUAUACGUCUAUGAAAUCCUGUUCAAGCCCAUCUAAACGCAGCUCACCGACCCACCAACCCGCAUUGUUCAAUGAAACCAUAACCUCCUGUUAGACACACAUUACUGAUGAUUACAGAAGUGUUAGGCGGUCACUAAUCUGCCAGUAAUUAUAGGUAGAUGUAUCGCACAAUGUUGUAAUAUAAGAUUUACAGUCUGGAGAGAUUACUAGUGGAUCUACCCCACAUCAUAAAGAGUAUCAACAAACAAGGAUCACAGUGGUGUUAAUGUUGAACCCUUCAUGUUGUGCCAGUCUUCCCAGAUAGCUUGAGGAUGUGUGUAUAAAUGUCUCCAUCAAUCCUGUCUCAAGGGCUUUCAUUUCAGUAUACCUAUACUAAACCCUGCAUCCAUUCCCAUGGUUCUUGCGAUCUCAAAUUAUCUGCCCUAAGAUUUAGUGAGAAACCUAUAUGAAGAUAGCUUGUGAUCUGGUCUUACAAAUGAAGCACAUUCAUUAUCAGCAUAUAUGGAUGAAAAUGAAUAAGGGAACAUCUAGCUAUCAUGGGUUCCCAUGUCUACCAAAUACGUAUUGGAAACAACGCACACAAACACAUCUCAACAUUUUAUUCUUUGUGUUGAAUUUGUAUGCACACUUUUUGAAAUGUACUGACAGUAAAGCAUAUUUCCCUAUACUGUAUUUUUCAUUGUUCCCUUAUUCGUUUCCAUCAGUAUAUAUUGUAAAGUUACCAAGUAUCUGAAUAUUUCAGUCAGUUGUUUCACUGAUAGUAGGCUAAGGUGCCCCUCCAAAAGGCAUCGCCUUCACAAUGUAAUAAUUUGGAGAACCUUGAGUAUUUUCGAUUUAUCUGUUUGAUAACUUCGAAAUUGAGAGAAUUCCCAAAAGAAACCACUACCUAGGCCAAAUAACAGCUCUAACUUCACCAGUACCAAUCUAGAAAUGAAUUAACCUUACACAGACAAUGUUUCUGUUUCACCCAAAGUAUGUCUACACGUGGGCUUGAAAUUGGCAUCAGCCUUGAAGCAUAGGAAGGAUUUCAUUAGCAGUAGACUGCCAGCCAAGUGGAGAACAAGUCAUCCAUCUUGGAGCGAUGUAGUGUUCGUAGUCAUCACAAGUACUUUUUGUAUAAUAUUGGGAGUGUCCUGGGGAAGAUUUUUCUGAUUCAUGUUUGCAGUGGAAUUGGGAAACGUUUGCAGAAUUGUGCCUUGAGAAUCCCAUUUUAACCCAUGAAUGCAAUAUUUUGUUAUUAAUUUAUGAAUAAAAAAUAUUUUACAUCUA